CGUAAUAGGCACGCGCCUUCAGAUUCAGGCAGCCACUGGCACGGCGUUUGCGCAGGAGGAGUUGGUUGCCGCUGCAGCCGCCUGGAAUUGUGGGGAUUGUGUCUGCCCCUAGGCUGCGGUGGAAAGCCGAAGGUCCUGGUUAUGGCUCCUCAGCACCUGCCUUCAACUAGGAUGGCCCCUCGAGGAAUGCUGCUGGGGCUGCUGUUGGCUUCCUGCUUAACUUUCUGCCUCAGUUGUCAGAACUCAAAUAAUUUUGCACUCACCAACCCAGAGAAGAGUACCCACGAGGACUCAGAUACAAAGGAAACCAGAAGAGAGGAGGAGCUGGAUGCCGAAGUCCUAGAGGUGUUAAACCCAACCCAAGAGUGGCAGGCUCUUCAACCAGGUCAGGCUGUUCCUGCAGGAUCCCAUGUGCGAAUGAACCUACAGACUGGAGUAAACGAGGUGAAACUCCAACAAGAAGACAAAUUCCAAAGUAAUUGGAAAGGAUUUAAAAGAGGCAGAAGGCUGGACAUCAACACCAACACAUACACUUCUCAGGACCUCAAGAGUGCACUGGCCAAGUUCAAGGAGGGGACAGAGAUGGAGAAUUCAAAGGAUGAACUGGCAAGACAGGCCACCGUAAAGCAGCUCUUCCGCCCCAUCGAGGAGCUGAAGAAGGAAUUUGAUGAGCUGAAUGUUGUUCUUGAGACCGACAUGCAGAUUAUGGUUCGGCUGAUAAACAAGUUCAACAGCUCCAGCUCUAGCCUAGAAGAGAAGGUUGCUGCACUCUUUGAUCUUGAGUACUAUGUCCAUCAGAUGGAUAACGCACAGGACCUGCUGUCCUUUGGUGGCCUUCAAGUGGUGAUCAAUGGGCUCAACAGCACAGAACCCCUGGUGAAGGAGUAUGCUGCUUUCGUGCUGGGGGCCGCCUUCUCCAGGUGAGCAGCAUGGAUGGGU
Messenger RNA from Rattus rattus (black rat), 939 nucleotides. RefSeq names its product nucleotide exchange factor SIL1. The transcript has 7 exons. NCBI's taxonomy places the organism in Eukaryota, Metazoa, Chordata, Mammalia, Rodentia, Muridae. Bases 142 to 924 code for a protein of 260 amino acids. The record is from RefSeq and is a predicted model, not a curated record.